Molecule: messenger RNA, 1188 nt
Organism: Diaporthe amygdali
Lineage: Eukaryota; Fungi; Ascomycota; Sordariomycetes; Diaporthales; Diaporthaceae
Exons: 2
Coding region: 1-1188 (395 amino acids)
Source: RefSeq, a predicted model, not a curated record
AUGCCCAACACGAAACGUGCAGUUGAGCCUGACGCAAGCGAGGGUUCAUCUCCGACCAAAAAGUCCAAGGCAGCUACCACCAACCAAAUCCCCGCGCAGUCCAGCUCAUCUGUUCCACCCCACCUCACCACUUUCGCCUUCGAAGCUCCUAACAACGACAAAGUUGCGCAAACUGCCUCGAUCUCCAGUACCGCGCCAUCGAAGUUUGUUCCCCAAUUUCGACCUGCUAACAGAAUGGCACCCGAGUCGACCGAUGAGGUAGGCGAGAGUUCUGGCGUCAACGACCAGGUCGCGGCGCAGGGCCCAAGCCAGCCUUCUACCUUCAAAGACACACUUGCUCUUGCCCAGGAGCAGUCCGCUGUCUGGCAGUAUGUCAAGAACCUGCUAGACGGUACCAAGUUCAACUGCAAGAGCGAACUUGAGCAGCAAGCCUACUUGCAGAUCCUGAGCCUGCCAAAGCGAAAUGACCUCGACGACAAAAUCAUGUGGGAGGCUGACAAACACCAGCGUCGCUACCACGUCAUCAUGGGCGCCAUCUUGCAGGUGGUUGGUGUGGAGGGCCACUGCAGUGCCUGUCCAGUCAAAGCCAAUUCUGAACACAAGCAACAGACUUGCAUCGGACUUCCUCCAACUGCGACCGGUCCAGAGUACGAGGAUCUUCAGAGCUAUGUCGCGUCGCGAUGCUGCAACUGCAUUCGAUCGACUUACGCGCCGCACACGUGCUCUUUCAAGGCUGGCCACCCCAGUGACGAUCAACAAAUCUCCAGUGCAGCGGCCGCCGUAGUCAAGAACAAUUGCUCUGCCUCAGCGGAGAUCUCCCAGCCUCAGACCCGAGCUUCCGUGAUCCUUGCCGCAGCUAACGAAGCACUCCGAACCCAUUUCAAAACAUCUCCAAGCGCGAGCCCUAAAACAGGCAAGGAGAACGCGAGCUUGGAAGCCGCCUCAAAGAUCCUCGCUGAGAUUUGUUCUAUCGGAUUCGACGCCAGCAAUCAGCUUCCUCAGAAUGAAUUAGCAGACUUUCUCAAUUGGAUGACCUCGAUGUUCUCGUUCUCGCCUUCGUCGCCAGACUUGGAGAAGCAGGCCAUCGCUCUCCGCGCGCGCAUUCUGGAGCUGCCUCCGAACAUUCAGACCAUCGUACGGCAGAGAGUUGUUGACAUGCUCCCCGGAGCAAUGGGCAGACCGGCGUGA